Sphaerodactylus townsendi is the source of this 4618-nucleotide messenger RNA. It is a transcript of the gene EBF2, whose product is annotated as EBF transcription factor 2. Lineage: Eukaryota; Metazoa; Chordata; Lepidosauria; Squamata; Sphaerodactylidae. Gene Ontology annotation, molecular function: RNA polymerase II cis-regulatory region sequence-specific DNA binding; DNA-binding transcription factor activity, RNA polymerase II-specific. The record is from RefSeq and is a predicted model, not a curated record. The transcript has 16 exons. The coding region runs from base 527 to 2254 and encodes 575 amino acids. Gene Ontology annotation, biological process: regulation of transcription by RNA polymerase II.
UCUCUCCCGCCGCUGUAACCCAUUCAUGGUGCGGGGAAACAGACGCGCUUUCGCCACCGCUUCGAGCGUCAUCAGCGGCUCUUUAGCUGCUGCGUUUCGCCUCUUUCUUUCCCCAUUGAUCCCGGUUUUUUUUAAUCCCCCACCCCCACCCCCGUGGAUUAGGCAGCCGUCAAUCCCCUCUCGUGACUUCGCCAAGCAGGUGAUCCUUCAGAACAAGCUUUGGGGAUGCCUUUCCGUCUCGGCCAGUGUUUAUUAGAAAUGAUGGUCUCUCGCAUCGGAAGAGGCUGAUCGGAGCAACUUGACAGUUUUGUGUUUUUUUGCAAGAAUCGAGAGCGGGGAAGAAACAGCCGCCACCACAACAACCGCAACACAUACCCGAGUCGUCUGAACAAGGCUGAAGGCCGCGAACUUCCUUGGAAUUUGUUGCAUGUCCGCGUGUGCGUGAUUCCCGUUGAAGUUUCCUCUGGCAACCGGAAGAGUCGGUUUUUUUUGCUUUGGGAUAAACUUUCUUUUUUUCUGGUCUUAAAUGUUUGGGAUCCAAGAUACCUUAGGAAGAGGACCCAUCCUGAAAGACAAGGUGCUGGGAUCGGAGAUGGAUCCCGUCCGGUCGUGGGUCCGGAAUGUUGGGGUAGUGGACGCCAAUGUAGCGGCGCAAAGCGGCGUGGCUUUGUCGCGAGCCCACUUCGAGAAGCAGCCGCCCUCGAACCUGCGGAAGUCCAACUUCUUCCACUUCGUCCUGGCUCUCUACGACCGACAAGGGCAGCCGGUGGAAAUUGAGCGGACGACCUUCGUGGACUUCGUGGAAAACGACAAAGAACAAGGCAAUGAGAAAACCAACAAUGGCACCCACUACAAACUGCAGCUCCUUUAUAGCAACGGUGUCAGAACUGAACAAGAUCUCUUUGUCAGACUCAUUGACUCGGUCACAAAACAGCCCAUCGCAUAUGAAGGACAAAACAAGAAUCCAGAAAUGUGCAGAGUUCUACUUACUCAUGAAGUCAUGUGCAGCCGUUGCUGUGAGAAGAAAAGCUGCGGAAACCGCAACGAAACUCCCUCAGACCCUGUGAUCAUUGACAGAUUCUUCUUAAAAUUUUUCCUCAAGUGCAAUCAAAAUUGUUUGAAAACAGCUGGGAACCCUCGAGACAUGCGACGGUUUCAGGUGGUGUUAUCAACAACAGUGAAUGUGGAUGGGCAUGUACUGGCAGUUUCUGACAACAUGUUUGUUCAUAACAAUUCAAAACAUGGACGGAGAGCUCGGAGACUUGAUCCAUCUGAAGCCACUCCGUGCAUCAAAGCUAUUAGUCCAAGUGAAGGCUGGACCACAGGUGGAGCAAUGGUGAUCAUUAUAGGAGACAACUUCUUCGAUGGACUACAAGUUGUGUUUGGGACCAUGCUUGUAUGGAGCGAGUUGAUCACCCCUCAUGCCAUCCGUGUCCAGACACCCCCUCGACACAUCCCUGGUGUGGUGGAAGUAACUUUAUCAUAUAAAUCCAAACAGUUUUGCAAAGGAGCUCCUGGUAGAUUUAUUUAUACGGCUUUAAAUGAACCUACCAUUGAUUAUGGAUUCCAAAGACUCCAGAAGGUUAUUCCCAGACAUCCUGGUGAUCCAGAACGACUAGCCAAGGAAAUGCUUUUGAAACGAGCAGCUGACCUAGUUGAAGCACUGUAUGGAACGCCGCACAAUAACCAGGACAUUAUUCUGAAGCGAGCUGCCGAUAUAGCAGAAGCUCUCUACAGCGUCCCAAGAAAUCCUGGUCAGAUUCCUACUUUGUCAAGCUCCCCUGCUCACAGUGGCAUGAUGGGCAUCAACUCCUAUGGCAGCCAGUUAGGAGUCAGCAUCUCAGAGUCAACACAAGGGAACAAUCAAGGUUACAUCCGCAACACAAGCAGCAUCUCUCCCCGAGGUUACUCUUCCAGCUCAACCCCUCAGCAGUCUAAUUACAGCACCUCCAGUAACAGCAUGAACGGCUACAGCAACGUCCCCAUGUCUAACCUGGGCGUUCCUGGCUCGCCUGGAUUCAUUAACGGUUCUCCCACAGGAUCACCCUAUGGCUUGAUGUCUUCGAGUCCAACCGUAGGCUCUUCCAGCACGUCCUCCAUCCUUCCGUUCUCUUCCUCCGUCUUUCCUGCUGUCAAACAGAAGAGUGCCUUUGCUCCCGUCAUCCGACCCCAAGGGUCUCCUUCCCCAGCUUGUUCCACUGGAAAUGGAAAUGGGUUUAGAGCCAUGACUGGUCUUGUCGUUCCUCCAAUGUAAAAGAAGAGGAGGAAUCGCUGGAUUUUCUGUUCUUUCUUCUUUCUCUUUUUUUUUACAGCACAAAACUACUUAUUUGUGAUGGACCACUAAAAAAAAAAUAAGGGGAAAAAGCACUACACGCUCUUUGGAUCGUGGGGAAGCUAUGUGCAGCAAGAAAGGGAACAAUUUUUACAUGUUGGAUAUGCUAGCAGGUGGCUUCCAGGUUUCAUAUACACUUCCAUCAGCCCCCUAGAAUAUUAGAACAAGGAUUUGACCAAGAUCCAGGUGUACACUGUUGAUGCGAUGGAAUCAGAAGUACAAGAUUUUUUUUUAAUGGACACAAAACCUUCCAGAUGUUUGUAAAAUAUUAAAACGAAGGGGAAACCAGAUUGGCUAACCGAUUCAAGUGUGAUAUUUUGGAUACUAUUUGAUUUACUUUGUAAGGGGGAAAAAUGUUGAAGUUUCUAUUUUCUACGGAGCCUUUCAGAUACCAAUUUAGUUUAUGCAGAAAAUAAUAAUAACACAAAACAGGGUACCAGCAUGGAAGACUUUCUUAUAAAACUGAUUUGAAUGGUGGAGCGUUGACGUAUGUGUGUAUUUGCUUAUAGUUUAAUCUCUUUUUAAAAAAUGGAAAAUGUAAGAUGUUUUACAAUUAUUUAAAUAAAUAAACUUGUAAGUUAUUGUAUGUAGAGGUAGAAAUUGAAGACUUGGGGAGGGGGGCUUUCCCCCUCAUCUCCUGAUGUACAAUGAAGGGAGGGGGGGUUAUAAUGCAAAAACGCAGCCACACCCUCAAGGUGUUCCUUUAACGCUGCAGUCUGUUUUCACUUCUCUCCUGCUCUUUAUUCAACCCUGUCCAAGAAUGUCUUGAACUCUUCACAAAGGACUCAUCACAAGUUUUUUAUACACAUAAUGGUAUAUAUAUGCAUAUAUAUAUAUAUAAAUAUAUAAAUAUAGGGCAGUAGUUAAUGUACGAAUAUUAUACACUUUUUCAUCUUUUGAUUCAAUUAAGGUUUCAGGUACUGAUGUAAGCUGUUCCGGCUUCAUACAUCUGUUUGGUAAAUACGUGGCAUGUAGGGGCUUUCCAUCAGGUUUUCAUGCGGAACUCUCAAAACUUUGCAGGUUGCUAUUUGAGCAAGAGGGAACCGAAAAGGGGUCUCCAGUUGGUUUCUUUCCAUGUACUAAAGGAGAGAUUCAAUUGUGUAUACAUCACAAUGCAUCUUGACAUUCACAUAUGAAUAUUAAGAAUCCAAGAGAGAUUUUGUGAAUAAUCCCUACAACACAUAUAUUUCCCCUCUUUUUACAAACAGAAGUAAGUGUUGAGGCUCUUCUGUCUGCGUUUGCCAGGGAGUUAGCAACCACAUAUAUUAGGAUUGUACCUCUCCAGAUAUAUUUGCUCACUAUGUUACCUAAACAAGGGUGCUGUAAUAUUUUACAUGCACAAAGCAUAACCUUGGAAAAUCGUACUAUUGUGGUAUGUAUACCAAAGCUGUAUGUGCAUGCACCUGUUCAAAUGAUCUGGUGAUCAUAUGUAUUGGAGCAGCCUGUUCCCAGCACAAGUCAGGUGCUUCCCUCCCAAUACAUACAGACGUGACACCUAAAAAAGACUUCAGAUUACCUCAACUGGGGUAUUGUGAAUUUUCAAACAUUCACAAAAUGUGUCCAAGAUGAUCAGUAUUCAUAUUUGGAUGUCAACCACCAUCAAGUUUUGGAUGUUCCCCAUAAUAUACACAUGGCAAGAAAUCUGUGCACUCUUAAUACAAGGCAGAAGCAGCGACACAACUUCCAAAUUUUGAGUUAGAGUAUAAAUUUGGCACCCUUGCAGAACAUCAUGGGCUCGAUAUGAAGCCUUCCUUCCAUACACACGCACAUACAUCUCCUCACAUUAAGGCUUCUCCAUUAAUCUGGAUGAAGAGACAGGCCCAAAGCAUAUAAAAGAUUGUAUACAUGUCACAGGUCUCUUCACUGAAAAGAAUGGGAAAGCACACAUGCACAAGAGAUCCAUGUGCAUAUCAAUGUAUGUGUGUGCAUAUCUAUGUAUAUGGAUCUGCAGAUCAGGGUGAUUAGAUAUUCACAAAGAAUGUAGUGAAUAGGAUGGUCCAUGGCAUGAGCUUUCCCAUCGAGAUGCUAAUCCUCUGGUCAAGAGGUAUUCUAAUGGAUCAGUAAUUUCUCAACCAUCAACUGCUGAUGUCAUUGUAAUCAUUUCUAAUGGAGCCCCUUGUCUCAAUAAUAUGCCUAUAAAAGCUAUUGAUCACUUAUUGGCUCUUUACAAUAUACUAUUUAUAUAUGUACCUGUAUUUUAAGGUGGAACCCAAACUUCUGUGCACCCAGUGAGGGUAACUGUGUUUUUUUUUCCAGGGGAAUAAAAACGUUAGUGUUUUCCCAUGA